Messenger RNA from Trichogramma pretiosum, 1218 nucleotides. RefSeq lists its product as uncharacterized. Bases 1 to 1218 code for a protein of 405 amino acids. Gene Ontology annotation, molecular function: odorant binding; olfactory receptor activity. Gene Ontology annotation, cellular component: plasma membrane. NCBI's taxonomy places the organism in Eukaryota, Metazoa, Arthropoda, Insecta, Hymenoptera, Trichogrammatidae. The transcript is spliced from 8 exons. Gene Ontology annotation, biological process: sensory perception of smell; detection of chemical stimulus involved in sensory perception of smell. The record is from RefSeq and is a predicted model, not a curated record.
AUGGACGAGUUGGCACGCAUGUUCGAAGCGAAAGAAACAUGGAGGUACAUCAUACUCAUCGAAAAAUUAGCCGGAUGUUGGCCGUAUCAAUAUCCGCGUGUGAAUUCGAUCGUUCGCGUGUUCAACGGUGUGAUGCUGGUAUCUUUGUUAGUUCCAAUAGUUUGCAGAUUGUUAAUUGAACUGAAUUGCGUAGAUAUGGACAUACAGCUUGUAAUUGAAAAUACCUUCGUUUCAACGAUCUUAUCUGGCGUCCUAAUAAAGUUCAUAGCUCUUUACAUUAAUGAAAAACAGAGGGAAGAGGUAUAUCAGAAAAUGACAUUUAAAACACUGAAAAUCACCAAUAACAAAGAGACCCAAGUGAUGAACUAUCACUCGAGGGCGGCGCCAUUAUUUUUAACCAAAAUCUUGCUCUGCGUCGGUCUAACCACUAUGAUGUUCGAAACGAUACCCUUGGCCAAUAUGAAUUUGGAAUAUUACCUGCAAUCGAAUCUAACGUUCAAAAUCAAGCAGCUGCCGAUGUACGCCGAGUACUUCGUCGAUCAGGAGAAGUAUUUUUACGCGUUGCUCUUUCACAUGUUCGUGUCGAGCUGGGUCGCGGUGUUCAUCAACAUCUCCUUCGACGCGGCCUUCGUCCUCAUCGUUCACAACCACUUGGCGCUUUACAAAAUUGUAAGCAUGAGGCUCAGAGAGGCGUCGAAAAACGACGACGAUAACGUGUGUUACUGCAAAACUAUAUCGUACGAACAUGAGACUCGAGGCAACAUCAUCAACGCGAUCGAGAUCCAUCAGACGGCUAUAGAAAUUACCAAUACGAUUGAGAAGGCCUUCAGCGUGCCGUUGUUUCUUCUGACCGUUCAAAAUAUGUCGACGUUCGGGGGCCUGCUUGUUUUGGUGAUGACCACCGUCCGCGAUCCUGUCGAGCUGUUCAGAUAUUUCGUCACGUUUGCCGGAGUUUUGAGCUAUUUCAGCCUCUUCGCCGUGUUGGGUGAAAAAGUCAUCACCAACAGUACAGCCAUAUUCAGCGAAUCUUACACUACGAAUUGGAAAAAUCAUUCGAAACCUCUAACUGCGCUGUUUCGCAUAAUCAUGAUGCGCAGUAUGAAGCCAGUUGAUAUAAAGGGCGGAUCGUUGGUCUUGGGUAUGCAAACGCUGGGCCAGUUUUUCCAGCAAAGCUUUCUGUACAUACUGUUCUUUCGACUGUUCCGAAGACCCGCGUAG